Molecule: messenger RNA, 433 nt
Organism: Dentiscutata erythropus
Lineage: Eukaryota; Fungi; Glomeromycota; Glomeromycetes; Diversisporales; Gigasporaceae
Source: the annotation of a GenBank genome assembly
CACAUCCCCCAUAUUGAUAAAAUAGAUAAUUAUAUGAAUAUCACAAUUUUAUAUAAAGAUUCGUUCCUGAAAAGAUUUAGAAAAAAUAUGAGAAUUACUCGCUCACUAAAGAAAGACCCUAACGGAGAAACUAUCCAUUGUCUACAAGAGCAUAUAAAAUUCUUAAACCGAGAAAUUAAACGAUGUAAGAAAGAAUCGCAUAUCAAUCUUUUAAAUCAAGAAAUACUAAGAGCCAAAAAUCUUGAAGAGAAAUUAAGACUGAAAGAGAUUACAAUUGAAAAUGCUAAUCAAGAGUUAAACAAACUAAGACAAGAAAUAGCAUUACUUAAAGGAGUAAUUGAAGAAAAAAACAAAACUAUAAACACUUUACAAGAAGAAAACGAAUCCCUACGAAAUUCAAAUGAAGAACUUGCUGUCGAAGUUGAACAUUUUC